This is a messenger RNA of Oryza brachyantha (malo sina), 923 nucleotides long. RefSeq names its product NAD(P)H dehydrogenase (quinone) FQR1-like. The record is from RefSeq and is a predicted model, not a curated record. Lineage: Eukaryota; Viridiplantae; Streptophyta; Magnoliopsida; Poales; Poaceae. Gene Ontology annotation, molecular function: FMN binding; NAD(P)H dehydrogenase (quinone) activity. Bases 102 to 716 code for a protein of 204 amino acids. The transcript has 4 exons.
GAUUUGGCCUCCUCGUGCUCGGUAAACAAUCUGCCCCCCGAUCUCCGUCCUCCCAGAUCUCAGAUCCGUGGACCGAGCAGAGCUCCACCACCUCCUCUCCAAUGGCGGUCAAGGUCUACGUCGUGUAUUACUCCAUGUAUGGUCAUGUUGCCAAACUAGCUGAGGAGAUCAAGAAAGGUGCCUCGUCUGUUGAAGGCGUGGAAGUUAAAUUAUGGCAGGUGCCCGAAACCCUCUCUGAAGAGGUGCUGGGCAAGAUGGGAGCGCCGCCGAGGAGCGACGCACCGGUGAUCUCGCCGCAGGAGCUCGCCGAGGCAGACGGCGUCCUCUUCGGGUUCCCGACGAGGUUCGGCAUGAUGGCCGCGCAGAUGAAGGCGUUCUUCGACGGCACCGGCGGCCUGUGGCGCGAGCAGAGCCUCGCCGGCAAGCCCGCCGGCAUCUUCUUCAGCACCGGCACCCAGGGCGGCGGCCAGGAGACCACGCCGCUGACGGCGGUGACGCAGCUGACGCACCACGGGAUGGUGUUCGUGCCGGUGGGGUACACGUUCGGCGCCAAGAUGUUCGACAUGGAGCAGGUGCACGGCGGCAGCCCGUACGGCGCCGGCACGUUCGCCGGCGACGGGUCGAGGUGGCCGUCGGAGGUGGAGCUGGAGCACGCCUUCCACCAGGGCAAGUACUUCGCCGGCAUCGCCAAGAAGCUCAAGGGCGCCUCCGCCUGAACCACCCCAUGCAUGAUACAGAAUUUACUCCAUAGUUAUAGAGUUCAUCUGCAUACAGAUUUGAUCGAUAUAUGUUACACAAGAUUGGCUGUGGCUUUGAGUCUUUGAUUCGGCGUGCGUAAUGCUUGUAAAAACUUGGAAUUUGAUGAUUGUGCGUGCCCAUUACUAUACCAUAUCAUAUCCUAUGGUUUUUCUUGGCACACUGCA